AUGCACAAGAAGAUUCCUUCUUCCGCCGUCUUCCGGCUUAUCGGGCCGACACCUGCUCUGCGACCAGUAAACCCAACCGUCCGGAGAACUGCUCAAGGCAGCAACGAACAAUGUCUUCUCUGUCAGAGCGGAUUAUACAGACGGCCCCCUAGCUCUCAGUCCCGCCAAUUCAACACAUCACGCUCUCUGUCAUUCAAGAGCCCUAUUCCAAGGGCUGCUUCCCAACAGGCAGACCCUGCCUCACAACCAAUUCCCGAAGACCUGCCAUCAGGUUUAACAGCAAAAAUCCCUGACAUUACGACCCAUUACACUAUAUUCCCCAAAACUCUACCUGAUGGCCCUCCACCGAAUGGCUCAUUUGACAUUUCUCUGCCAGAACUCCGCCGCGAGUUCCUUUCCCUCCAAGGCUUUGCACAUCCGGACAAAUUUCCCGACGGGCCGGCAAAGCGAAAAGCGGAGGCCCUUUCGUCUCGAAUCAAUGAAGCCUACCGUGCGUUGGGUGAUCCAUUAGCUCGUGCGCAGUACCUUCUCGCUUCCCAGCAUGACAUCGACGUGACAGCUGAGGAUGGCGCCAACAAACACCCACAGAGUCCAGAAACCUUGAUGCAAGUUAUGGAGGUGCAGGAAGCCGUUGAGGAGGCCGAGGACGAGAACAUAAUCGCCGACCUGAAGGUGGAGAAUGAGGAGCGGAUUUUGCAGACGGUGAACGAGAUGGGCCAGGCCUUUGAGUCGGGCGAUAUUGACAGUGCUACGAUGCUGUGCUCGAAGCUUAAGUUCUGGUACACGAUUCGAGAUGGACUGAGAGAAUGGGAACCAGGCUCCAAGAGUGUGAGGCUGGUCCAUUGA
This is a messenger RNA of Nannizzia gypsea CBS 118893, 846 nucleotides long. Its product is annotated as J-type co-chaperone JAC1. The record is from RefSeq and is a predicted model, not a curated record. Gene Ontology annotation, biological process: [2Fe-2S] cluster assembly; protein complex oligomerization. NCBI's taxonomy places the organism in Eukaryota, Fungi, Ascomycota, Eurotiomycetes, Onygenales, Arthrodermataceae. Gene Ontology annotation, cellular component: mitochondrion. The coding region runs from base 1 to 846 and encodes 281 amino acids. The transcript has a single exon. Gene Ontology annotation, molecular function: ATPase activator activity; protein-folding chaperone binding.